Messenger RNA from Bathycoccus prasinos, 897 nucleotides. RefSeq names its product ribosomal-protein-alanine acetyltransferase. The record is from RefSeq and is a predicted model, not a curated record. The transcript has 2 exons. Lineage: Eukaryota; Viridiplantae; Chlorophyta; Mamiellophyceae; Mamiellales; Bathycoccaceae. Gene Ontology annotation, molecular function: acyltransferase activity, transferring groups other than amino-acyl groups. Bases 1 to 897 code for a protein of 298 amino acids.
AUGCACUCUCUGGUGUCGUCUCUUUUAUCACCCGGCGCCGUUGUUGUUCCGUUUGAUACCCAUCGAAUACUUCAUCGUCGUCAUCGUCACAUUCCUCGAUGCAAUGCAAAAGCAGCAGCAACACUGACAACAAACGUCGCCUCUUCGUCGUCGUCGUUAGAAAUCCGAGUCGAGGAGGCCGUUAGGGGAAUGGAUGGAUUCAUAGAAAAAGCUCUCGUCGAAUGCGCCGAGAAUGUUCCAGAGAUUACCUGGUCGAACGAGCAAAUUAAAGAAGAACUAGGGAGGGAUAUAUCUCGCGUGUUCAUAGCCGUUGAGGUCGAUGACGAAAAUGGUCAUGAUAAUGUAGAUGAAGAAGUGAAAAAGCAACUCAACGGAGCAAACAACAAAAGAGUGCUCGGGUUUCUCGUCUGUUGGCUCGUCGCCGGGGAGACGCAGAUUUUAGAACUCGCGGUGAGAAGCGAUCAGAGAAGAAGAGGCAUUGCGCGACGACUUCUCGAUGCAGCCGUGAAUGCCGCUCCUGAAAACGAGUUGCACUUGGAAGUUUCCGAGAGGAACGGAGCAGCGAUAGCUUUAUACAAAAGGUACGGCUUCGUUUCUUCCUCGCCGGAAGCGGUUCGGAAAAAUUAUUACAAAGAUGGUUCGGGCGCCAUUUUAAUGUUCAUGAAUAGCAGUAGCAGUAGUAGCGGCGGCGAUAGUGAUAGCAGUAGCGACGCCCAGAAAAACGGAAAUGAAGAAGAGGUGGUGUCAACUCGCGAAUUGGUGAGGCGUUUGGCCGGAUUACCAGAAGAGCUCGCGAAAGUCCCCGCCCCGUUGGAUCCAAACGAUAGAAGCGACGUCGAUGGCGACUCAUCGACGCGAUACUUGAAAACGCAAGCACCAAUACGCGAGGCGCAAUAG